Molecule: messenger RNA, 1140 nt
Organism: Neoarthrinium moseri
Lineage: Eukaryota; Fungi; Ascomycota; Sordariomycetes; Amphisphaeriales; Apiosporaceae
Exons: 1
Coding region: 1-1140 (379 amino acids)
Source: RefSeq, a predicted model, not a curated record
AUGUUUUCAUACGUUCUCGCUCUCAUUGCCAUGCUGGCAUUCGGGCCUUUUGCUUCAGCUCGAUGGGUUCCCCGAGCCGGUCUUACAGCUCUCAAUCACUCAGGCGUCGACAUUGGCCUGUCUAGUGAACUUCCGACCCCGGCCAUUGCAAGGGAUCAAACCAAAACACUCUCAACUUGCACCCCUUCCCAGUCGUUCGAGCUAUUUCUCUGUGAUUCUACCUUCCCCAACAGUUUCUGCUCCUUUCAACAUAGCGGAGUUUCGGGCAAAGCGGCUGCGAACGAUGCCGCACCCGACAGAGUAUCCCAGCCUGCGAAAGGACACUGGGCAGAACCAAGCAACUAUGAGGAUGGCAGCAAAACGAAGUUCAUGCGUGGGGAGGUUGCCUUGGCCGUUAAGCAGGGCAGAUUUGUCGAGCUGCGCCACCCGGACUUCAACGCCGAUAAUGAGGCGAUCAGUACAUCUUCCUACGCAAUCAAGUUCGAGAGUGAACCAAUCGACAUGGCCGUGACAGGCUUGCAUGGUUGCACAUCGGUCGUCAUUGUCUCUCGGCGCGGUGCCUUAGCAUUUCACAUCUGGGAAAUCCCUUCCAUGAGAGGAAGGAGAUUCAGCAUCGAUCCUCCCAUCUAUGAGCAUCAAACAGAGGCAGAUAACCGGUUCGAAAGAGAUGUCCUAGAUGGAAUUCAUGCUGGAGAAGGUUGGAACUCUCCCCACAAGGGUGGUAUUGACAACAUGCGCAACGACGAGAGCCCUGAUUCUAGCCUCGAAAAAUUCAGGAACAUAUUCAACGACGACGCAAACCCGAAGGCAAUCAUUCUCACGCCCGUCAGUUACAACAAGGAUAGUUCUGACGUCUUCGAGUACCAAGCAAGAAUCAACCAACUGACAGAUGAAAUCACUCAAAUAUUUCAAGGUUAUGCCUUGAAGCUCGAAGUCCUUGGGUAUAGAAAGGCAACACACAAACAGCUGCAUGACGGGGCAACCUUGGCAGAUCCAAGUUUUGCCAGCCAUAUGGGGAAGAUUCUUGUGCAGUACCAGGCACCUCACCCCGCAGAGAGUAGUAAGAAUGCGAAAUACCGAAUCUGGGUCGAGGGCGAGGCACUUGAGGGAGAUUGGGCCACUGAAUGGACUCCUCAGUAA